Messenger RNA from Hyaloscypha bicolor E, 1521 nucleotides. RefSeq names its product general substrate transporter. The transcript has 5 exons. Gene Ontology annotation, biological process: carbohydrate transport; transmembrane transport. Gene Ontology annotation, molecular function: carbohydrate:proton symporter activity. Bases 1 to 1521 code for a protein of 506 amino acids. Gene Ontology annotation, cellular component: membrane. NCBI's taxonomy places the organism in Eukaryota, Fungi, Ascomycota, Leotiomycetes, Helotiales, Hyaloscyphaceae. The record is from RefSeq and is a predicted model, not a curated record.
AUGGCCAAGAGAGGCACUGCGACUGAGCAUAAGAUAGGAAAUUGGGAAGCCAUGAAGAUCUGCCGAAGAGGCGCCUUCUGGUCUAUGUUCAUCUCUCUCUCGAUAAUCAUGCGUGCCUACGACAUCGAGAUCAUGGGCAACUUUUACGCACUUCCGGCUUUCCAACAACGUUUUGGUAUUUUCUAUAAGGGUCACGGCUAUCAAAUCCCCGCCGCUUGGCAAGUCGCCAUGUCCAUGGGCUCCCUGGUCGGACAGAUUAUUGGGGCAUUCAUUGUCUCAUAUCCAAUGGAGAUUUACGGUCGGAAGAAGACUUUUGCUGUCUGUCUUAUCCUCACUGCCAUCCUCACCUUCAUGCAAUUUUUCGCCUCCACGAUUGGUGUCCUCACAGCAUCUCAAUAUCUCUCGGGGGUUGUCUGGGGCGGUUACUGCGUUAUUGCGACCACCUAUGCCUCAGAGGUCCUCCCACUCAGUCUGCGAGGCUUUCUGACAGGCUAUAUUAACCUGUGCUACGUCAUGGGCCAAUUUAUUCAGACGGGCGUUACGCGUGCUUUCAUUAAUCGUUUCGAUCAAUGGGCUUAUAGGAUUCCGUUCGCCCUUCAGUGGAUCUGGCCGGCUGUCCUUCUCUGUGGCCUUCCCUUCGCUCCUGAAAGUCCAUGGUGGUUGAUUCGACAGAAUAAGUUGGAGUCUGCAGAACAGGCGCUCGAGAGACUUUCUGAGCCUGAUGAACGCAUCAACACGCGAGAAACCCUGGCAAUGAUGGUACAAACUGACAUACUGGAGCACGAGAUUGAAGUCGGCACUACAUAUGCAGACUGCUGGAAAGGUGAUAACCGUCGCCGUAUGGAAAUCUGCAUUUUGCUCUUCGUUAUCCAAAACUUCUCGGGCAAUCCGGUUGGAUUCGCGACCUAUCUCUUUGAGCAGGUUGGCCUUAGCGGCGAGCAUGCGUUUGAUGUGGGCGUAGGUCUCAACGGAAUGGGCUUUGUGGGGACGUUGUGCUCUGCCAUUCCAUUGAUUUAUUUUGGUCGUCGAUCUUGCUACAUCUUCGGACUUUCAACUGUUGUGACGAUACUCUUCAUUGUUGCCUUCAUAUGUCUGGCAAAAGACUAUUCCACGAACCAGAACUAUGCGUGGGCUCAGGCUACGCUGCUCAUCGCGUUGCAGUUCAUUUGGCAGAUGACUCUAGGUCCACUUACUUACGUCGUCGUCUGCGAAACACCAUCGACCAAACUUCGAUCCAAGACCAUUGCACUUGCAACCGUGAUUGACGCCAUUACUGGUCUCGCUACUUCUGUCGUUGGGCCUUACUUGCUGAACCCCGGUGCAGCUAAUGCAGGUGCCAAGAUCGAGUUCUUGUACGGAGGGAUCUCAGUGUUUUCUCUUAUUUGGUGCAUUUUUCGUCUUCCAGAGACUAAGGGACGGACCUAUGAGGAGCUGGAUAUUUUAUUUGAGCGAAAGGCGCCGGCUAGAAAGUUUAAGGCGUAUGUUAUUGAGGAUGCUGAUGAUAUCGUCCCUGGAGUUUAA